This is a messenger RNA of Selaginella moellendorffii, 1253 nucleotides long. RefSeq names its product anthocyanidin 3-O-glucosyltransferase 7-like. Bases 99 to 1136 code for a protein of 345 amino acids. The transcript has 2 exons. Gene Ontology annotation, molecular function: UDP-glycosyltransferase activity. Lineage: Eukaryota; Viridiplantae; Streptophyta; Lycopodiopsida; Selaginellales; Selaginellaceae. The record is from RefSeq and is a predicted model, not a curated record.
CGUGCGUCAUCUGCGACGUGCUCGUGGAGUGGGGCGAGCGCGUCGCGCGGCACCUGGGCGUUCCAUGGAUCGCGUUCUGGACGUCCACCGUUUUGGAGAUGGCGAUGGCUUCCCACGUUCCACGGCUCAUCGCGGAGAAUGCAAUAAAAGAUCCCGAGAGCAUCAUCAAGAUUCCAGGCCUGCCGGAUUUCCAAGUCCGCGACUACGUCACUCUGUCCAACGUGAUCAAUCCGAACUUCCCCAUGAAGUUCAUGAUCGAGUCUCUCGUUGAUACCGUGCGGCGUACCGCCGGGGCCGACAUGAUCCUCGCUAAUUCCUCCGGCCUGCUAGAGGACGACGCUAUCAAAACGCUGGAGAGCUCCGGGAUCAAAGUCACUCCAGUCGGUCCCUUACACCUGAUCGAUCAAGACAACGAUCCCAAAGAUCCAGACAAGGUAAUCUCGUGGCUGGACGAGCAAGAUCCAGCCUCGGUUCUCUACAUUUGUUUUGGAACGGUGGCUCCAAUGCCGGUGGGUCAGAUGGAAGAGCUCGCAAUGGCUCUUGAUUCCACCGGAGUAUCCUUUCUUUGGGUGGUGAGACACGACCACUUGAAGGACAUACCGCCGGGAUUCACCGCCAAGCACGGCAUUUCCAACGGUACCAACGGUACAAAUGGCGGUACCAACGGUACAAAUGGCGGUACCAACGGGUGUACCGCGCGGCACCGCGGGCUGCUAACCGACUGGGUGACCCAGCCGCGCGUCCUUGGGCACCGUGCCGUGGGCGGCUUCCUCACGCACUGCGGCUGGAACUCUGUGAUGGAGAGCAUCACUGCGGGCGUCCCGAUGAUCACGCGGCCGCUCAUGGGCGAUCAAACGCUGACAGCCGCGAUGCUCAGGCAGGCAUCCAUGCCCGCGAUCGCGCUCCCGACAUCAAAGGGCGGUGCCGUGACCAAGACGGAGAUUGUGGCAGCGAUCGAGGAGCUCAUGGUGAGAGAGAGAGGCGCGGAGCUCCGGCGCCGUGCGGGUGAUGCUGCGGCGCUCGUUCGCAGUGGGAUGGAGAACGGCGGGUGCUCGCGGCGGUGCCUGGAUUCUCUCGUCACUGAGCUCAACAUUCUCGCCAAGAACCCUAAAAUUCAGCAUAUUCGGUUUGCCUAGAUUCGCCCUCUAUUUCAGUCAAUAAAAUUUGUGAAAUUUGUGACGAAACUCUAGGCAAAGAAUGUCAUAAGAUGACGUCCUCUAUUUCACAGCGCCUGGCUUAGAAAAUUUUCAGUA